UUCCUUUGUAUGUGAGAGUAAUUCUUUAUUUUUUUGCUGUGACGCUUUAUGUAUGUUGUUGAGUUUCUCUAUUUUCCCCAAUCAUAUGCUGCCUUUUCAUUUGCACUUCGCAUAUUCUUGUAGCUUUUGCUUAGUUAGUUAUUCGCCGAUAAUUGAUGUCAAAGGACGCGUUGCAAGUAGCGGCUUACGGCGCGUAUAAUUAACAGGAUAAAGCGCUUAACAAUUAGAUACAGGUAGAUCUGAUAUAGGGCCUCGCUGAUAUGAGAGUUUUCAUUCUAGAGGCUAGUAACAGUAUCGUAUUGUAGCCGCUAUGCCAAAAGAGGAUCCGUUCGUAAAUCGGGCCCAAUUAUUAAAGGCUAUAAAAAAAUAUCCUGAAAUCUGGGACUCGAAUAAUAAACUGCACAUGUGCCGUAGUGUAACAGCUCCCAUGUGGAAUGAAAUAGCAGAGCAAUUUGGCGGUCAUGUGCCAACCGUAAAAUUGCAGUCGAUCUGGAGUCAAAUGAAAUAUCAUUAUCAUAAUUUGGUGCAUCGUCAGAUUUUGCACAAAGAACGUUUUACCACAAAAUGGGAACACUUCGAACCCAUGUCAUUUAUGUACAAUAUAACAGUGGCCAAGAUAGUAGGUACCAAUAACAACCCGUCAGAAGUUAAUGAGAUUUCACCGAAUGUACCCUCGCCGUUACCCUUGCCCCAAUCGCAGGGUCGUGGCAGACCAAGUGGCAGCUUUACUUGGUUACAGUCUGUGGCUUCACAGUCCGAAUUGAAUGUUGAGGCUACACCUUACACAGCAUUUACCGGUUUAGUACCACCGGCAGCUGUAACAGUUGAAACUGCCACUACACCGUCACGCAAGCCCGGUAGACCAGGUUCUCUGAACAAUAGUAUGCGCGGUCGUAUUAUUGAUGCCAUUAAAGCUAGACCAAUACUAUGGGCCGGCCGGCAAAAAGAUCAAAACAAUAAACAAGGACAAAAUCGUACAUCCGCCGUAUGGAAAGAGGCAGCUAUUGAAUUGGGUCUCACACCAAGUUUGGUUCAGACGCGUUGGUCUAUUAUUAAGCAACGUUAUGUUGACGAAUUACAAAAGGAACGUCACGCUUGUUACGCCCAUGAAACGUUUUACUCUAAUUGGGAACACUUUGAACGCAUGUCUUUUAUGCGCGAUAUACUCGCCAAAAAAGUCGACGAACGAGAGCAAACUCGUGAACAUAUACAGGAAAUUGUCAGCGAAAAGCAACAAUUACAAAAUCAACAGCAACGACACCAUCAACAACAUCAACAACAACAUCAAAAUCAUAGUGCACAACAAAUACGUUAUAUACGCACAGCGGCAGGUAACAAUAUGCCAGCGUCUCUAAUAUUGCCAUCCGGUGAACACCACCACCAACAACAGCCUGAACAGCAUCAGCAUGCACAUCAAUUGAGCAUGUGCGAUGAGAAUGGUAGCGAACUGACAACUGCAGUGCACAGUGCCGCUGGCAUUGUUGGCCUGUUGCCGGGCCAAGCAGUCGUAGCAACUAGUGCACGACGACGUGUCAAAAAUGAAUCUGACUUAGAAUGGGAUCCCUUUGAGAUGAUCCUACACGUUCAAUCCAGCACAGAGGCAGCGAAUAAUUGAAUUGAUGUUUAAAACGUGACAUGAAUUUGGAAGACUGAACCAUACAUACAUACAUACAUACAUACAUACAUACAACCAUACAUAUAUAUAUACAUAGAUACAUACAAAAC
Molecule: messenger RNA, 1725 nt
Organism: Glossina fuscipes
Lineage: Eukaryota; Metazoa; Arthropoda; Insecta; Diptera; Glossinidae
Exons: 3
Coding region: 311-1615 (434 amino acids)
Biological process (GO): regulation of transcription by RNA polymerase II
Cellular component (GO): nucleus; transcription regulator complex
Source: RefSeq, a predicted model, not a curated record